Messenger RNA from Salpingoeca rosetta, 867 nucleotides. Its product is annotated as ribosomal protein rpl13. NCBI's taxonomy places the organism in Eukaryota, Choanoflagellata, Craspedida, Salpingoecidae. Bases 71 to 700 code for a protein of 209 amino acids. Gene Ontology annotation, cellular component: ribosome; cytosolic large ribosomal subunit. The transcript is spliced from 5 exons. Gene Ontology annotation, biological process: translation. The record is from RefSeq and is a predicted model, not a curated record. Gene Ontology annotation, molecular function: RNA binding; structural constituent of ribosome.
CGCUCGCGUGCAGCUGCCUUUUUCUCCACAGCGGCCACCCAUUUUUGCCAGAGGACUCUAAACCGGCACCAUGACGAAGGCACACAACAACAUGCUGCCAAACGUGCAUCUGCACAAGCACUGGCACAACUCCGUCUGGACCUACCGUGGUGUUGUCAAGUGCCACUUCAACCAGGCUGGCAAGAAGCGCCGUCGCUCUCUCAAGCGCCAGUCCAAGGCCAAGCAGGUUGCACCCCGCCCCACCGGUGGUGCUCUGCGCCCCAUCGCCCGCUGCCAGACGUUCAAGUACAACAUGCGUCUCCGUGCCGGCCGUGGCUUCACCCCCCUCGAGCUUAAGGAGGCUGGUCUGAGCACCCGCUAUGCGCAGACUGUGGGCAUCUCGGUGGACAAGCGCCGCAAGAACCGCUCUGUUGAGGCUUUCCAGGCCAACGUUGCCCGCCUCAAGGAGUACAAGAGCAAGCUCGUUGUCAUCCGCAAGGGCGGCAAGGACCAGCAUGCCGUGGAGCAGCUCAAGGGUGUUGUCAUGCCUAUUGUGCAGCCCAAGCACAAGAUCCAGGUCCGCGCCAUCACAGAGAAGGAGAGGAAACGCAAUGUGUUCGCGGAGAUGCGCCACAUGCGCGCCGACGCCAAGCUCGCUGGUAUCCGUCUCAAGGUUGCUGCCGAGGCUGCGGCAGAGGCUGCCAUGAAGAAGAAGAAGUAAACGCAACAAACGCCAGCUUGUGCUCGCUCGUCUUGUUUGUUUCUACUCUCUUCUUUUCUUUACACCUCUGGUGCCCUGUCUGUCUCCUCGCAUGGUUGUCUGCUGCUCCCCCCUUUGUCAAAUGCUUUCGCGUACGCCUCCCCAGUACAGCCAAAGCUUAACCAUAA